Molecule: messenger RNA, 1635 nt
Organism: Oncorhynchus kisutch (coho salmon)
Lineage: Eukaryota; Metazoa; Chordata; Actinopteri; Salmoniformes; Salmonidae
Product: RNA-binding protein 24-like
Exons: 3
Coding region: 16-546 (176 amino acids)
Biological process (GO): positive regulation of myotube differentiation; regulation of alternative mRNA splicing, via spliceosome; mRNA stabilization
Cellular component (GO): cytosol; nucleus
Molecular function (GO): mRNA 3'-UTR binding
Source: RefSeq, a predicted model, not a curated record
GUCCCUCAGGUGACGAUGGCAGACCGGGCGUCUGCGGACCGAGCCUGCAAGGACCCAAACCCCAUCAUCGACGGCCGGAAAGCCAAUGUGAACCUGGCCUACCUGGGGGCCAAGCCCAGGGUCAUGCAGCCAGGUUUCUCAUUUGGUGUUCCUCAAAUCCAUCCAGCAUUCAUCCAGAGGCCUUAUGGGAUCCCAGCCCACUAUGUCUACCCCCAGGCCUUUAUGCAGCCAAGCACCAUGGUCAUCCCUCACAGCAUGCAGUCGCCCGCCGCCACGGCCUCCGCCGCCUCCUCCCCGUACCUCGACUACACCGGAGCGGCCUACGCCCAGUACUCGGCCGCAGCCGCCAGCGCUGCGGCCGCCGCUGCCUACGAGCAUUACCCGUACGCAGCCUCCCCGGCCCCUGCGGGCUACAUGGCUGCAGCAGGGUAUGGGUAUGCGGUCCAGCAGCCUCUAGCAGCCGCAGCCACCCCGGGAGCAGCCGCAGCAGCUGCAGCCUUCGCCCAGUACCAGCCUCAGCAACUUCAGGCAGACCGCAUGCAGUAACUGACCACAACUACUACUAUUACUGAGCCUGGAUAACAGAAGAGGAGGAGGCUAUAGAGAGGAGGGAGGAGGUCAUACUCACCCCCAGGACACUACAAGGGGAGAGGUGGGGGGAGAGUGUGAGGAGGGGGGAGGGAUGAAGAGUUGAGUGGUGGUCGUCAAUCCUUGGCUUUACAACAUGCAGCGCUGCUACCAAAAGAGCCUGAAGAGAAUCAUCUCAUAACUGAAUAGAAUCGUCUCAUAACUGAAGAGAAUCGUCUCAUAACUGAAUAGAAUCGUCUCAUAACUGAAGAGAAUCAUCUCAUAACUGAAGAGAAUCGUCUCAUAACUGAAUAGAAUCGUCUCAUAACUGAAUAGAAUCGUCUCAUAACUGAAUAGAAUCAUCUCAUAACUGAAGAGAGUCGUCUCAUAACUGAAUAGAGUCGUCUCAUAACUGAAUAGAAUCGUCUCAUAACUGAAUAGAAUCGUCUCAUAACUGAAUAGAAUCAUCUCAUAACUGAAGAAAAUCAUCUCAUAACUGAAGAGAGUCGUCUCAUAACUGAAGAGAAUCAUCUCAUAACUGAAGAGAAUCAUCUCAUAACUGAAUAGAAUCAUCCCAUAACUGAAUAGAAUCGUCUCAUAACUGAAUAGAAUAGUUACUUCAUUAUUCAAAUAUCAUCAGUGUUGUCAUCACUAAAUUAUUGUUUUUUGUUGUUGUCAUUAUAUCAGAAAUAUUUAAUAUUUAUUCAUCAGGACAAAUAUCUAGAAUUAUUAUUUAAGAUAUGACCUCAUAACCAACCUUUAAGUUUAAGUUAAUAAUUUUAAGCAUAUUUAAUGUGUAGUAAAUUAAAUGUGUGAUUUUGUACAACUUUCACAAGUGCACUGAAGUCUAAUCAGGUAUUUUUCCCUCAAAUUUCUUAAACAAUGUAGAUGGUCAAACCAAAAACACACUUUUGGUCACUUUUCACCUUUUAAUACUUUUAAACCUACAUUUUGAACUAUGCAAUUUGAUAUAUAUACAGUUGAAGUCAGAAGUUUACAUAUACUUAGGUUGGAGUCAUUAAAACUUGUUUUUCAACCACUCCACAAAUUUCUUGUUAACAAACUAUA